This is a messenger RNA of Adineta ricciae, 822 nucleotides long. The record is from the annotation of a GenBank genome assembly. Lineage: Eukaryota; Metazoa; Rotifera; Eurotatoria; Adinetida; Adinetidae.
AUGAUGAGUGUCCACGAGAAAAACGUUGGAAAACUAGUCUUAACUGCAUUGAUCUCAUACGUCGCAACGAACGCAGACGAUCUGAUUAUUCUAAUGAAUUUCUUUACUGAAAUAUCAUUAGGCAAUUCUUCAAUGAAAGUUCAUCACGUUUUCAUCGGUCAAUAUUUCGGAUUUUUUAUCCUAUUAAUCAUAAGUCUGACUGGCUAUCUCAUUUCAUUUGUCUUACCCAUUGAAAUGCUUGGCUUUCUUGGAUUUUUACCGAUCUUUAUCGGAUUGAAGAAUAUACUGGAUUUAAUCAUUGAAUUCUACAAAAAGAGAAAACAUGGAACUAUUGAUGAUAUUAUUCCAACGGAUUCACCCGUAUCAACCAUUCAGCUUGAAAUGAUUCGCUGUCGAAAUGACGUCGACGGGUCAAUCCGAUUCGAAAUCAAAAAACAAACUGACGAACAAAAGCCAGCAACAAAUUCGAAUCGAAUUUUUUCCAUUCUUAAUCAUCUGUUUUCUUUGGAAACAUUAAAAGUAACAAGUAUAACUCUUGCUAACAGUGCGGAUAAUAUUUCUAUCUAUACUCCACUCUUUGCUCAAGCAUAUCAAUGGCAAAUUAUUGUUUAUAUCAUCAUCUUUCUCGUCAUGGUAUUCGUUUGGCUUAUGAUUUCAUACUAUUUUAUUAAUUCUCCACCAAUUUUAAGUCUCGCACAAAAAUGUGCACGAUAUCUCGUUCCGAUUGUUUUCCUCGGUAUUGGAAUUUAUAUUGUGGUUAGUUCCGAAUGUUUUCUCUGGUUAUUUCAAGCGAUUAGAACAAAGAAUUUUCAAAAAGGUUAA